Scedosporium apiospermum is the source of this 1131-nucleotide messenger RNA. RefSeq lists its product as uncharacterized. The transcript has 3 exons. The record is from RefSeq and is a predicted model, not a curated record. Bases 1 to 1131 code for a protein of 376 amino acids. Gene Ontology annotation, molecular function: N,N-dimethylaniline monooxygenase activity; flavin adenine dinucleotide binding; NADP binding. Lineage: Eukaryota; Fungi; Ascomycota; Sordariomycetes; Microascales; Microascaceae.
AUGAGCUACACUCAGGAGCCCUUACCAACCAAGCUCUCCACGCGCACUCUCGAAGACUACGGGCCUGGGUCCCCGUUUCGCCACCACGCCACGAUACGUGAGUGGAUUGAAGGCAUUUUCUUCCGCUCCAACUACGACAAGCUGCUCGAGCUAGAGACUACGGUAGAGAGGGCGGUCAAAGAAAAUGGCGAAUGGGUACUGACUCUCCGGAAAGUCGCCUCCGGCCGAAACUACUGGUGGCGGGAAACAUUUGAUGCACUUGUCGUCUCGUCGGGUCACUACAAUAUUCCUUGGCUUCCCGAACUCCCUGGACUCGUGGAAUUUGACAAAGCGUUCCCCAAAGUUAUCCGCCAUAGCAAGCACUUCCGGAGAGCAUCCGAAUACAAGGGAAAGCGGGUCGUUGUGGUCGGCUCCUCGGUUUCCGCCCAUGAAAUAAUACAUGAAAUUCUAGACGUUGCGGAAGCGCCGGUAUAUGCGUCGAUACGCGGUGAGCCGCUUCCGGCCUUCGGCUGGGAACCAUUCAAACAUCCCAGAAUCUCGGUGAAACCCGGCAUCAGCCAUCUUGAGCCGCAGACUGGGCGUAUCCACUUUACCGACGGCUCGCACCUCGAGAAUGUGGACGCUGUCAUAUUCGGUACGGGGUAUACUUUCAGUUUUCCGUUCCUUCCCGACGUGCAAGAACGUGUCAGAGAGGCCGAUCGCCGGCUUCCCGGUGUCUACCAACAUACGUGGAACAUUGAAGAUCCCACGUUGACGUUCGUUGGAAUGCUCGGAGGCGGAUUUACCUUCCGUGCAUACGAGUGGCAGGCUGUUGCAGUUGCCCGUUUCCUGGCUGGAAGAUCUAAACCCUUGCCGCCAAUUCCAGAGCAGCUCGAGUGGGAACGUAAGCGUGUUGCCGAGAAAAGGGGUGGAAAGGACUACUAUUCGAUCGCACCUAAUUAUGAAGAAUUCUUCGAGCUUUUCAGGGAUAUCGCCGGGCCGCCCGCCCCAGGCACAAAUGGACGAAGGCUGCCUCCGUUCGACCCAAAGUUGCUCGAGGUGUGGAGUGGAAUGGUGACUGCAAAGCUGGAGGGAUGGCAACGAAAGAGAAAUGCUGCGGAGAAUGAAGGGCUGGUUAGAGCUAAGCUUUAA